UGUAGGGAGAGUGAGGCCGGAUAACACAGGAAGCUUAUCUGGGUCAGCUACGCAGCAUGGGAGGCUGGUGUGUUUAUCAUUUCUGUACACUACUGUGUGCCACUGGACUCCUCUACAGCUACGGUCAAGUCCAAACAGAGGAAUACAAAUCUAAAUAUUUAACUUAUUUCACUACGACUGAGGACAGCAAUGAAAAGCAACUGAUCAAUGAUUUACAUGGUGUUUUGGAAAGACUUCAGAACAAUCAUAUUCCAUCUCUAAGAAAAAGGCAAGGAUAUCUGCCUGUGUGUGAUCCAGGAGACCAGUGUGCACUAAGGAAAGGCUCCAGGAUCGGGAAACUAUGUGACUGCUUUCUGCCGCGAACAUGCAACUCCUUUCUGCACCGCUGUUUGUGAUUCUCUCUGUGUUAAAAAAGACUUAUAAGCUUGUGAUCCAUUUGAUUUCCCAGUUCCCAAGUAUUCAAAUUUGUGUUUUUUCCCUGUUACUGACCAUUUGUAAUAUUUAAUAAUUCUUCAAGUCAGCAUUGAGAGCUGAUCUAUUAAAUGUGUUGUUGUGUGA
Plectropomus leopardus (leopard coralgrouper) is the source of this 558-nucleotide messenger RNA. Lineage: Eukaryota; Metazoa; Chordata; Actinopteri; Perciformes; Serranidae. The record is from RefSeq and is a predicted model, not a curated record.